AUGGCUUCCAUUAGAACAUUUGUGCUCAAGUUUCCGAUGAGAUCUCGUACCGCUACAAGUGUCUCUUUUGGUUGGAAAAAUUGUCUUAUUGCAUUCCUUCUUAGUUCCAUUAUCUCAUUUGCACGUUUCCUCGGAACAGAUAUAGCUUAUGUUGGUAACAUUGAAUGGGAAUGUUACGAGGAAUCGAAUCCAAAUAAAACAUCUUUUGAUUUGUACAUUAUGGUACCGUCAACACUAUUCGAGUGGAAUGAAUUCUUGUAUUCCAAGAUUUAUAUGGUAAUGAAUGCGGUUUUCAGUAAGAUCAUUCCACCUAUUAUGUUCCCUAUUCUUACCAUUUUUCUUAUUGUUGAGAUCCGGAAAAUCGCGAAAUCCCGAAAUCAAAUGUUUUCAAAUUCUAACCAGAACAAAAACUCUGCAACCACUAAAUUUGUAAUUUUCAACACGAUUACCUAUGUGAUUUCCUCAUUUCCCGCGGGAAUUUUCUACCUCAUCUACUCCUUCUUUCCAUUAUGGUGUCUUGAUGUAGGAUGUCUCGAUUUCCUAUUAGUUUUUGAUUUUCUGACAUCUUUCAUCACCUUGACCCAUUUUCCAAUUUGUUUGGCAAUGUCUACACAGUAUCGGAAUGAUGUCAGACGAUGUGACGUUUUUUUCGGCAUCGCAAUGACCUCAAUUAUAACAUUUGUGCUCGAGUUCCCGAUGAGUUCCGCCACCGCAACAAGUGUUUCUUUCGGAUCGAAAAUCUGUCUUAAUAUCUUUUUCCUUAGCUCCAUUUUCUCCUUUACACAUCUUCUAAGAAUGCAAGUGGUUCGUGUAGAUUAUGGUGAAUGUUAUGGACAAUUUCUGAAUGGAACAUCUGUUAUAGUGUACACAACGCUACCAUCGGAACUAACAGAGAGGAAUGGGUACUUGUUUAUGAAGGUCCAACUAGCAGUGGAUGCUAUUUUCAGCAAGAUCAUCCCAGCUGUUCUAUUUCCGAUUCGGACCUUCUUACUUAUUGUAGAGCUUCAAAAAAUCGAAGAAUCCCGAAGCAAGAUGUUUUCAAACUCCAACCAGAACAAAAGCCCCACAACCCCAAAAUUCGUGUUCUUGAACACAGUUGCAUAUGUGAUUUCAGCACUCCCCACUGGAAUUUUGUAUAUUCUCCAUUUUUAUUACCAAAGUGAUGUCUUGAGACAAUGUUACGAUUACCCAGAUGCGUUGACAAUGAUGACAUCGCUUAUGACAUUUUCCAAUUUGUUUGGCAAUGUCUACACAGUAUCGGAGUACGGCGCUCAGUCCGAACGCAAUCAGUGGGAAUACAACUUAAUUGGAAGUGAAUUAUGUCGUCAAUUCCGAAUUCUGUAG
Messenger RNA from Caenorhabditis briggsae, 1344 nucleotides. Lineage: Eukaryota; Metazoa; Nematoda; Chromadorea; Rhabditida; Rhabditidae. Bases 1 to 1344 code for a protein of 447 amino acids. The record is from RefSeq and is a predicted model, not a curated record. The transcript has 11 exons. Gene Ontology annotation, molecular function: G protein-coupled peptide receptor activity. Gene Ontology annotation, cellular component: membrane.